AUGAUACUACGACCGGGCGCCCGGGCGCUCGCAGUGGCGCUAUCUAGCGGCAGCAGAUGCCUUCGCAGAUCGCACCGAGACAUUAAUGUGCGUAGGCAAGUGCGCCCCUCCGCUUCGAAUGCGCUUUCCGUCCCCCACACUUGCUGGCUGGAUUUUCGGCGAUUGCUCCACGCAUUGUCAUCAAAUCCUUCAACUGUAACAGGAGAAUCGGCCCCGGCUCAAACGAUAACGCUGACGUUCAUACUUCCCGACAACUCUGAAAAGUCAGUCCAGGCCAAGAUUGGAGAUACUAUCUUGGAAGUCGCGCACGCAAAUGACAUUCCGCUUGAAGGGGCUUGCGAAGGAUCUUGCUCAUGCUCAACCUGUCAUGUAAUCUUGGACCAGACGCUGUAUGAUGAGCUGCCCGAGCCAUCAGAAGAUGAAGAAGAUAUGCUGGACUUGGCAGCGUGCCUGACCCCAACCUCGAGACUGGGAUGCCAAAUCCACAUAACGCCUGAUCUCGACGGUGCGAAGAUACGGCUUCCACAGUUGACGAGGAAUUUCUACGUCGACGGUCACGUUCCAUCACCCCACUGA
Molecule: messenger RNA, 576 nt
Organism: Besnoitia besnoiti
Lineage: Eukaryota; Apicomplexa; Conoidasida; Eucoccidiorida; Sarcocystidae
Product: putative adrenodoxin-type ferredoxin
Exons: 4
Coding region: 1-576 (191 amino acids)
Biological process (GO): P450-containing electron transport chain
Cellular component (GO): mitochondrion
Molecular function (GO): 2 iron, 2 sulfur cluster binding
Source: RefSeq, a predicted model, not a curated record